Molecule: messenger RNA, 520 nt
Organism: Magallana angulata
Lineage: Eukaryota; Metazoa; Mollusca; Bivalvia; Ostreida; Ostreidae
Exons: 2
Coding region: 71-511 (146 amino acids)
Source: RefSeq, a predicted model, not a curated record
GAUUCUAUCACGCUGCAAUGUUUGGUUGCCACGCAUGGAAUUUGUUUACAAUAUUUACAGCUGAGUGAACAUGGAAGAAGGAACUGUUAUUUACAGUAGAGAGCUGUUUGAUCCUACAGAUGUCAAUGACUUCAGAAAUCGACGGGUUCUCAUAGAUUUACAGGAGAAGACACCAUCGAUAUCUUUUUACAUCGCCAAAGAAGAUGCAUAUAUUGCAAGUCUUACCGGUAUUAUAAAGUCCAAUCGAACAAAGUUUCUUUUAAUUGUUCCAAACAAGAGAGUUAUGAAGGAGAUUUUGAAACAUAUUUUCAAACUGACUGGUCAGCUGUACGAGGAUAUUCCCAUCGUGUUUCGUCAGUCCCACGUGACUUUAGCGCUAUACUUAAAACAUUGUCUGAUGAGCGGUAGCUGUAGCGAUACAGCCCUUAGUCAAACACGCCCUUAUAUUCAUUAUGAUGGUUUACUUAAAGAGAAAAAAGAAAACGAAGUUCUAAGAAGCAUUGGAUUGUAGGAGAGUGAA